Molecule: messenger RNA, 678 nt
Organism: Struthio camelus australis
Lineage: Eukaryota; Metazoa; Chordata; Aves; Struthioniformes; Struthionidae
Source: RefSeq, a predicted model, not a curated record
CGGGUGCUGAACAGAAAGUGGUGUUCAUCACUGCACGAGUCCAUCCUGGGGAAACUCCAUCCUCCUUCGUGUGCCAAGGUCUGUGCAGGCUCCUUCUGAGCCCGUCCUAGAGGAAGGAUAAAUGAAAUUUUGAGCAUCAGCCUAGAGGAAACAUGUGGCCCAGGGAUGGUGCUAAAAGGUAUAAUUGAUUUCCUUGUGAGCCAGCAUCCUUUUGCAAAAGUACUGAGAGAUCACUUAGUCUUCAAGAUUGCACCCAUGCUCAAUCCAGAUGGAGUAUACCUAGGAAAUUACAGGUGCUCCCUGAUGGGGUUUGAUUUAAACCGGCACUGGGCGAAUCCAUCUCCUUGGGCUCAUCCCACACUGCAUGGAGUGAAACAGCUCAUCAUUCAGAUGUACAACAAUCCGAAGAUUAACUUGGAGUUCUAUAUUGACAUCCAUGCCCACUCCACCAUGAUGAAUGGCUUCAUGUAUGGGAACAUCUUUGAAGAUGAGGAAAGAUUUCAGCGACAGGCUGUUUUCCCCAAGCUACUUUGUCAGAAUGCUGAAGACUUCUCCUAUUCCAGUACAUCCUUCAACCGAGAUGCUGUGAAGGCAGGGACAGGCCGGCGUUUUCUUGGUGGGUUGUUAAACGAUAUGUCCUACUGCUACACGCUAGAAGUUUCAUUCUACACUAGUUGA